AUGCUCACCGUAAGCUACUAGAGGAAGAAGAAGGAGAAGAGCCUGGUGUGUGUUGUUGUGUUUUGAGGACGAGCUGCAUUUUUUUCACAUUAAAAUCUCUAUACUCAGCUGAAAUGGCUGUUCCAGGUGUUAAUAAGGAUAAUAUUCGAGCUGGAUGUAAAAGAUGUGGCUAUCCGGGUCACCUGACGUUCGAGUGUCGUAACUUUGUGCGAGUGGACCCCAGGAAGGACAUCGUUUUGGACGUUAGCAGCACAAGCACUGAAGAGAGCGAGGAAGAAGAGCAGGCGGCUGUCAGCAAGGAGAAGAUCUUUGGGAGCAAUUCUAAAGGUUCUCAGGAGGACUCAAAAAAGGAAAAGCACAAAAAGAAAAGUAAAGAAAGAUCCCACCGUAAAGCAAAAAAGAGGUCUUAUUCAUCUAGUGAUGAUGAUGAUGAGGAGGAGGAGGAAGAGGAGAGCAAAAAAAAGAAAAAGCACAAGAGCCAUAAGAAGAAAGGCAAAAAGGAAAAAAAAGAGAAAGAGAAAAGACGUAUGAAAAAGAGCAAGAAGAAACUUAAACAGACCUCCUCAUCCAGCAGCUCCAGCGGAUCUUCAGACACAGACUGAGAUGUUAAUGUUGUUAUUUUUGAUGUCGGCUCACCAGGACCAGCAUUUCUUAUGAACGUAAAGGCUCAGACAUUUGCGGCAGAUUUUAAUUAAAAUAAUUAUGAUCUGAAAUACCCAAAGACUAGGGGAGUUUCAGAGCCGUGUAUAGAUAUGUUACUGUUUAAGCAGUGAAUCUUUCUCCUGACAUUGGUAGCUAUGUUCUCUUAUGGAGGUUUAUUGUGCUGGUGGAAAGGUAACCUUUCUUAGUGUAUUUUUGAUGCAAUUAUGAUUUUGUACAGAAAGUAAAUAAAAACAUGUGGCUGUUACUUUUCUAUAA
Messenger RNA from Astyanax mexicanus (Mexican tetra), 918 nucleotides. RefSeq names its product SREK1-interacting protein 1 (gene srek1ip1). NCBI's taxonomy places the organism in Eukaryota, Metazoa, Chordata, Actinopteri, Characiformes, Acestrorhamphidae. The coding region runs from base 114 to 602 and encodes 162 amino acids. The transcript is spliced from 5 exons. Gene Ontology annotation, molecular function: zinc ion binding; nucleic acid binding. The record is from RefSeq and is a predicted model, not a curated record.